AAUCACCAAAGCCAAAAGUUUAUCAGCUUUUCAGUAUUUCUGUUUCCACUUUCUUUCUCUUAACUUUCACUCACUCUCUCUCACAUGGCGCCCAAGGCAGAGAAGAAGCCGGCGGAGAAAAAGCCCGCAGCGGAGAAAGCUCCGGCGGAGAAGAAACCCAAGGCGGAGAAGAAGCUGCCGAAGGAGGCGUCUUCAACCGACAAGAAGAAGAAGAGGUCGAAGAAGAAUGUGGAGACCUACAAGAUCUACAUCUUCAAGGUCCUGAAGCAGGUCCACCCAGACAUCGGCAUUUCCAGCAAGGCCAUGGGGAUCAUGAACAGCUUCAUCAACGACAUCUUCGAGAAGCUGGCUCAGGAGUCCUCCAAGCUCGCCAGGUACAACAAGAAGCCCACCAUCACCUCCCGGGAGAUCCAGACCGCCGUCCGGCUUGUGCUUCCCGGUGAAUUGGCUAAGCAUGCUGUGUCUGAAGGCACCAAGGCUGUCACCAAGUUCACCAGCUCUUGAAAAUUAGGGUUUUUAGUUACGAUUUGUGCUGAAUCGGUUGUUAUCUGUAGUUGAAUUAGGGUUUCAGAUGUAAAGCUUUUGCUGUUUUGGCUAAGUUUAUUGUAACUUGUUAUCAAUGAUGAAUUGAAUUUCGAUUUCAGUAACCAA
This is a messenger RNA of Cornus florida, 651 nucleotides long. RefSeq names its product histone H2B.3-like. The record is from RefSeq and is a predicted model, not a curated record. The transcript has a single exon. Lineage: Eukaryota; Viridiplantae; Streptophyta; Magnoliopsida; Cornales; Cornaceae. Gene Ontology annotation, molecular function: DNA binding; structural constituent of chromatin; protein heterodimerization activity. Gene Ontology annotation, cellular component: nucleosome. Gene Ontology annotation, biological process: nucleosome assembly. Bases 85 to 504 code for a protein of 139 amino acids.